AUAUAUUCUAUUGAAGAUGGAAAAGAUGGUGAAUGCUUGCCAUUUAUGUUGUGUGAUUCCAUGGAGCUGGAUGAGAAAGAGGGAUCAGGACUAUAUAUGGAUGACAUUCCCUACAUCUUAAAAGGCUGCAUGCCAGACAGCUAUCAUUUUAGUCCCCAGCAACCAAUUACAUCCAGGCACCUCAGCUUCAUCGUCUCCCCAUCACGGAAGGACAGGAUUCACUGUGUGGCUUAUGUCUUAGAUAGUAACUCUAUGAACAUUCUGUCCUCCGAAAUGGUGGCAAAGUUCAAAUAAAUUAAAAAAGAAGUAUUAAAUUGUAUUUCCAGAGGUAUACCACAGAUAGCCUUGCUUACUAAAGUGACAAAUUAUCAUGAAGUUCUUCAAGAUAACUUUUUAAACAUGAAAAAAUGUAUAACUUCUGAAAGCAAGAUAAUGAAAGUCCAAGAAAUGCUACACAUUCCUACUUCUAAUAUUUUGAUGGUUGAAAAUUAUGCUUCAGAAUUAGAGCUGGAACCUUGAAAGGACGUUCUGAUCCCUUCUGCUCUGAGGCAGAUGUUACGGGCUAUAGAUGACUACUUAGAGGAUUUGCCCCUUGAGGAGACAAAUGAAGUUGUGGGAAUGUCCCAGCUUUGUAUGUGUGAUUAG
This is a messenger RNA of Pteronotus mesoamericanus, 645 nucleotides long. RefSeq names its product interferon induced protein 44 like (gene IFI44L). Gene Ontology annotation, biological process: immune response. NCBI's taxonomy places the organism in Eukaryota, Metazoa, Chordata, Mammalia, Chiroptera, Mormoopidae. The transcript has 6 exons. The record is from RefSeq and is a predicted model, not a curated record.